GCGCACACUCCGUUGAAUAGACAAGAAGGAAGGAGUGAAGGAAGGAAGGAAGGGCGGGAACCAGCAGACCGGUUAAGACCUGAGACCAGUUUAGAGAGAGAGAGAGAGAGAGAGAGAGAGAGAGAGAGAGAGAGAGAGAGAGAGAGGAGCCACUUAAGACUCACACGCCAGUCAGUCCUUGCCUAAUUCGCGAGCCAGAACGUCAAGAGCCUCGCCAGUUCACAAGUUCACCACCUCGCCACUUCGUCAUUUUGUAAGUUCGAAAGUUCACCAGUUCAAAAGUUCGUCACCUCACCAAUUCUUCAGCUCGCCAGUUCUUCAGCUCGCCAGUUCGUCAGUUCACCAGUUCACCAUUACCGUGACUUAUGCUCGGUAACUUGUAAACAUUGGCUGUGGACUGUGUACAUUUGUUGUGACUCGCUGCGACCCGUAACCUGUGUAAGUAGAAGAGACUCAUUGUGACCUGUGUGGCCUUGUAAAGACACCUUCUAGACCUGUGUGAUAUGCGUAAAUCCAGUAACACGCGCAGAUCCAAUUGUGACCUGAUGUGACCUGCGUAAAUCCAAUGUGACCAGGUGUGGGCUAGUAUUCGGUCUAAACUGUGACCUGUUUGACUUCUAGAUUGGUGUGAGAUGCGGUGAAGCAGUGUGGCCUGGUAGUACUUUCUGUGAGCUGUGGAGACCUGUUGUGACCCGUUUAGGCCCGUUGUGACCUGUGUAGACCAAGUCAAAGACCUCGCUGUGGCAUCCGUUGACCGCUCUGACCUGUACAAACGUUUAUAGCUCCACUGUGACCUAUGUAGAUUUGUGGAGACCCAAUAGAGACCAAUUGUGACCCAAGUGAACCCAGCGUAGCCCAACUCAGACAGCUGUGACUCAAAUAUCGUGUGAACCAAUGCUGGACAAAUUACGACCUACUGUGACCUGUGACGUGAUAAGCUGUUGCCUGUUCAGACUCCGCUGUGACCCGUUGUGACCUGUUGCGACCUCUUCUAACCCCCUGUAACCUAACUUAAACCCUUUGUGACUCACAAACAUCGUAUGACCUAAUUCUGUACCAGUUACGUCCUACUGUGACUCAUGACCCGUAACUCUUGAUCCGUGACCCGUGACUCGUGACCUGUGACUCGUGACUCGUGACCCGUAACUUGUGACUCGUAACCCGUAACUUGUGACUCGUGAUUCGCGUGCCGCUACAUGAAUCAGUGAGCAAGCCGCCGAGGCGCUAUGGCUUACGAGGAGGCGCGCCCGCCCGGCACACGCCACAGCUACGCUGCCGCCUCGGCAGCACUACCCACACCCGGGCUCCGCCCGCCCCAGCACCGCGCCCGCAGUCUAGAUGUGCUGGGAGGCCCCGCGCCCUCCUCCAGCAGAGCACGGCGCCCCCCCAGCGUGCAGGGUGGCGCCACCUCCUCUCACAACGACUUCGUGUUCCUGUCGCCGAGCAAACCCCCUCCUGCGCACGCCCACGCCCAUCACGACUACGACAAUGACGCCCCUGCCAGCGCCGAGACCCGCGCCUUCCUGCCGCAGACGGCCCGUCGUCCACGACACUCCCGUAGCGUUGGUCGGAAAUGUCGAGAUUGCAUGACGCGGGUGCCCUAUGCCACGCUCAUCGCCACCGUCAUGUGCUGCGUGGGUGUGGGCGUUUUCUGUGGCACCAUGUACAGGGGCACCACACUCACCCUGCGCUUGUUUGAGGAAGUGUUCAACCUGCAGAUCAAGUGGGACCAGGAGUACAGGGUGGAGCCAGUGCAGCUGACCUUCAUGGUGGUGGGCGCUGGCAUGGGUGGCCUGGGCCUCAUGAUCCUCUUCGUGGGCUGCCUCUCCACUGGUGAUACCCGCAACCGCGUCUACCGAACCUGGCGGGGCAGAGUGGGUGGCAGGAUAUCCUGUGCUAUUUUUAUGGGUAUCACUUACCUGCUGACCCUAGCCUGGCUGCUCAUGUUUGCUGUCCUCAUCAUCGUCACCAUCUUCUACACACUAGCUUGGUUCCAGUGCAUCAAUGUUCCCAACAAUGAAUGCAUCGACUACAACCAGUUUAGCUUCUUGUUCCCCCACGGCACCACUGAGGAGGAGAAGCGUGUGUGUUCCGGGGGAAAACGAAAGCUCUUCUGCAAGGAUUACGUCAACAAUGCAGAGAUCAUGUUUAUCUUGGCCACAGUGUCUGCCUUCUUGGUCAUCCUUUCCCUGGUGCACUACUUGAUGUGCCUGGCAGCAAACUAUGCCCACAUCAAGGACCAGGAGAAGUUCAUGGACCUUCAGGAGAUCCAGUUUCUGCACGAGUCCGAGAUGUCCACUUUGCCCAAAGACCGAUUCUAGGACACCGCCCAAGGGAUCUAUUGGCGCAGCACCCAGCAAGGCCGCUACUACUGAGAAUGUGACACAUGGGUACUCCAACUCAUGGUCACAUGGCCUUAAGGCGGCAACACUGUGUCCUCACAGGAGCGAGCCAUCUGGCAGCACCACCACAGUCCACUGCCCCAUGAUGGGGUGCAUUCCACUCAGCGCUGGAGGUCUGGUCAUUUUGGUGGCACUCUUGGAUGAAGACAAAAAUACCAGACUUCCUUAACUGUGCUGUCGAGUGGAAUGAGCUGUGUCAAGAUGCUGCAAGAUGGCAGUGCCUUGGUGCCCUGUCCUAACACCUGCUGGGUGUGGUAGAGAGGUGGAAUGGUCACACUGCCUUCUCACGCUGCGGCAGUGGUGAGGCAGGUGCGCUGCACACUGUGAGAGCCACUGAGCUGGUCCUCUGUUGGCUGGGUUGGCUGUGCUGGAGCUUGUUGGCUGCUUCUGCUGCUGCUACAAGUUGCUAAGAUUAUAUUUUAGCAUUACUUUUAAAAUAAAAAUAGGUUUCUUCUUGUAAUUUGUAGUUUAGAGGCUGCUUUGUGUAGCUUCUCUAGCAGGCUUGUAUGGUAAGGAUAUACUUUUGAAUGAAUUUGCAUGUAUUCCUGCAGGAUCUACAGACUUGUACAUUUUUGUUGUCCUGAAUGAAGAGAUUGGCAGUGAAGGAUAUAGCUGCCUCUGAACUCUGGCCUGUGGUCCUCCACUGCUACCCAUUCACAAAGGAUGGACAGCAUUUUUACCUAUAUUUAUUAUUGAUCAGUCAGGGAAAAUGUUUCAGUAAUUAUUUUAUAUUUCAUAGAAUCACACCAGGGCAUUCAGGCUGUUCCUGUCUCAAUAGGAGGUUGUCUGUCAUUGUUGGUAUUCCUUCCCUUCCCCUAGCCAUCCCAGGUUUGUUGUGUCCUUAAGAGUAAUAGCCUUUCCAACUCUUCUGAAUUUUAGUGCCUAAGCCAACGAUGGGAGGUAGCAAGUGUGUGGCUGACAUUGACGUUGUUGAGGAUUGUAUGAGGGACUGACAUUAAGCAUGCAAAAACACUUGUAGGCAAGGUCAUUUACAGGGUGACUGUCUCUGUCAUGGCACUGUAAUGCAUUAAUUACAAUGGAUCACCAACUGACCUUUACAGACAGUUUGAUUAUUACCUCUGGCUGAAGAGAUCAAGACAGCAUAGUGGAAAGUAAAUUAAUUUGACUCACUUGUUGUAAAGUUGGAUGGAGGAAGUUGUGGUGAUGUGACUGUUGCCGACUGUGGAAUGGUAAUGGUGGGGUUGAUUCAGUCAGUCAAGCAGUAAGCACCAACACUUGCUGACCAUCUGUGGCAUACAUUCCCAGCAGCUCAGAUUGCUGUAGGCACAGUCAUCCUAACCUUCUUCAGCUGUGUCCUUGAGGUGAUAAGCUGCCGUUUUUGAGUGCAUGUAAAUUCUUCAUGUUGCUCUGUGUGGGAAACAGGUUUAUGAUAACAGCUGGAUGGAUGAGGUCAAGGAUACUAAUCAUAUAUCAGUGUCUUUCCCCAUGUAAUUAUAUCAAGAUGUGUAUCUAACAGGCAGAUAUUAUUGAGUUUGCCCAAAGGGUAUAAAGCAUGCUUUAAAAGAAGGCCCACAAGUUUUUAAGAGUGUGAGAGUGUAUAUGAGUGUGUGUGUGUGUGUGUUUAUGUGUGUGUGUCAUAAGCUGUUCACUCUAACACUACUAACACCCUUGUCACUUCACAGCUCAGGCCAGACUAAGGUCACCUGUUCUGCUCUGUUCUGCACUUCACAGUCCAUACUUGUAUUGUGUUACACUUUCCUUCCCUGUCAUACUUGCUGCUCUGUGUUGCUCUGCUCUGCCUUUUAUUGCUGCACUGCUCUGUACUUGUUGCUCUGCACUAAUAACACACUAAUCGUCAACCCAGCUCAGCCCAACAGAAGUGUUUAGCUUCCACGGAUCCCUUGGGUGAGUCUUAACUAUUAAAAUAAACAAGGCACAUUGGUGUCGGAGGAGAAUGUGCUGUUUUGUUAGAAGGGGAACAUUUUGUUGUGAUGGGCUAGAGAUGUUAGUUUCAAAGUGGUAACAAAUUAUCUGUGUCUGAGCAACCUCAGGAAACACAGACUGUGUGUGCCUUGACAAUAAGCUCAGACUGUGUGUGUGUGUGUGUGUGUGUGUGUGUGUGUGUGUGUGUGUGUGUGUGUGUGUGUGUGUGUGUGUGUGUGUGUGUGUGUGUGUCACCUAUGUGUAUCAUGGACCCACUAAAUAUAUACUGUAUGUUGCCACCACCUUUGUAAUAAUAAAUUUUUAUACCUA
This is a messenger RNA of Scylla paramamosain (green mud crab), 4616 nucleotides long. It is a transcript of the gene M6, whose product is annotated as neuronal membrane glycoprotein M6-a-like. Gene Ontology annotation, cellular component: plasma membrane. The transcript has 7 exons. Lineage: Eukaryota; Metazoa; Arthropoda; Malacostraca; Decapoda; Portunidae. The record is from RefSeq and is a predicted model, not a curated record. Bases 1227 to 2321 code for a protein of 364 amino acids. Gene Ontology annotation, biological process: neuron projection development.